UUCAUCCUAAUACAAAUAUGGCACAGUGCGGGUUCAACUCAGACGUUCUCAUUUGUCAUCAUGAAGUUCAUGUAUUACGGACUUGCUUAUUUGUUUCUACAAAGUUGUACAUUACAGAGUACAGACUGUAGCAAAAUUUUGGUGUGGUAUGCCGAAAACAGUCACUGGAUUAACCUGAAACCUGUGCUGGGAAGACUAGUAGAGAGAGGGCAUGAAGUCACAGUGGUGGCUCCUAAUGCUUCCCUUUCUAUGGACCCAACUGAAGAUUCACCCUGGAGCUACAAGAUAUUCAAUACGUCAGUUUCUGUGGAGCAAAUGAAGAGUUCUUUAGAAGACUUCAUUAGCUUUUCAAUGUAUGAAAUGGGGCACAUGAACCUCUUGGAGAUAUUCAUUAAAUUCUACAAAAUAGCAAACAAAAUCUUGAAGGUAAUGUUUCAGACUUGUAAUGAGCUAGUGGAGUCAGAGCAUUUAAUGGAGAGUUUCAGAAAAGAUGGAUUCCAAGUCAUACUGGUUGAUCCAGUAUCUCCAUGCGGAGAGCUGGUAGCUGCAAAGCUCGGCAUUCCUCUGGUGUACACGCUACGCUUCUCUGUUGCCAACGUCAUGGAAAGGCUCUGUGGGCAACUGCCAGCACCCCCAUCGUUCGUACCGGGUGCGAUGAGCAAGUAUACUGACCAGAUGGGAUUUAUUGAUAGAAUGAUGAACUUACUCUUCUACUGGUCUCAGGAUCUACUUGCAACGAUGCUAUGGAGAGACUUUGACAAGUUCUACAGUGAAAUUUUAGGGAAACCCACCACCCUUUGUGAGACAAUGGGGACAGCUGAUAUCUGGCUGAUUCGCACAUACUGGGAUUUAGAGUAUCCACGACCUUUUCUUCCCAACUUUAAGUUUGUUGGAGGGCUUCACUGUAAGCCUGCUAAGCCGCUCCCUCAGGAUAUGGAGGAGUUUGUGCAGAGUUCUGGGGAUGAUGGUAUUGUUGUAUUCUCACUCGGGUCAAUGGUGAAGAACCUCACCAAAGAGAAAGGAGAAAUGAUUGCUACAGCUCUGGGACAGUUACCGCAGAAGGUUCUCUGGAGAUACAGCAAAGAACAUCCAGAGAAUUUGGCCCCAAACACCAAGAUUUAUGACUGGAUGCCUCAGAAUGAUCUGUUAGGCCACCCAAAGACCAAGGCUUUCAUCACUCAUGGUGGGACAAAUGGAGUGUAUGAAGCUAUCUACCAUGGGGUACCCAUGGUGGGAAUCCCCUUGUUUGCUGACCAACCGGACAACAUGAUCCACAUGCGUGCUAAAGGGGCUGCUGUCAUCCUCGAUUUUAACUCCAUGCAGGCCAAAGAUCUCGUUGAUGCCAUCAGGACCGUGAUCCAUGACCCAUCGUAUAAGGAGAAUGCGAUGAGACUGUCAAGGAUUCAACACGACCAGCCAAUGACCCCACUGGACCAAGCAGUAUUCUGGAUCGAGUUUGUGAUCCGGCACAAAGGAGCCAAGCACCUCCGUGUGCAGGCACACAACUUGACCUGGUAUCAGUACCACAGUCUGGACGUGUUGGCCGUGCUGCUAACCACUGUGGCACUGGCGGUCCUCCUCUUCCUCAAAACCUGCAGAUUCUGCUUCAGGAAGUGCUGCAGGAAACCAAAAACGAAAAGCAAAAGCGAAUGACUUGUGUAUUCUUGCAUCUUAUUGUGUAUUUCAUAAGUGACAUAACGUCCCUCUUCUCUAAAUGGUACUGUUUUGAAAUGGCAGAACGUAAUGAUUACCUUUUAUUUGUGUGGCUCACUGUUGAGUAUUAGAUGUAAAAAUGCAAUCAGCCAUGACUGCUGUCAUGCCCGGCUCGUCCGCUCCUCGUGUGUGCCACACCCCCUGAUUACCCACGUGUGCUUCCCUGAUCGUCUCCAGCUUUGUCCGCUUACGUUGAUUAGUCUCUGUGUAUUUAAGUCCUGGUCUGACCUGUUCCUCUGGUCCAUCAUUGAUGUCAGUCAAUGUUCGUGCUUCUGUCCUGUACUGCCCUGCCCGAUCCAGAUUAAACCCCCGUUUUUCCCGUACUUUGCCUGCUUGCCUGUUCCUGCUCGUUCGCCUGCCUGCACGCUCACCCAGCGAUCGCGAGCGACCUGUGACAACUGCAAAUUGUACAUCCAAAUAAACCAAGAUCAUUUA
Brienomyrus brachyistius is the source of this 2148-nucleotide messenger RNA. RefSeq names its product UDP-glucuronosyltransferase 2A1-like. Gene Ontology annotation, molecular function: UDP-glycosyltransferase activity. Bases 61 to 1653 code for a protein of 530 amino acids. The transcript has 6 exons. Lineage: Eukaryota; Metazoa; Chordata; Actinopteri; Osteoglossiformes; Mormyridae. The record is from RefSeq and is a predicted model, not a curated record.